AUGAUUGGAGCCACCAAUCGGAUCUCUUUGGAGAACGAGAGAAUCUGGUCCCUGAUCAUCGUCAAUCGUGUGACCAAGCUCGAGGUACUCGCCCAUUUCUGCUCGACGAUUAUCGGUACGACGAACGAUACGACUCAGGUCUGUGGUUUUGCGCAGAAGCUGAGUCAAUUCCUCUACAAAGCCACGGUUUCCAAUGAACCUCUCAACGUACCGUUGACGGCGUCUGAUUUCGUCCACGUCGGUGGAUGGAGCAAGCAGCCAGGUGUUGAGCAAACGCGAGCCUUGGACCGUGCACGUUUUAUCGACAAUAGAGGCCAAUGCCCCGGUUCUGAACCCACCAACAAUGGUCUCUGUGAGUUCGAGGUCCUGGGCUGCACGGGGGUCGAUGUGCAUAAGGGUGUUUGGAAGCGAGCGGGUUGGCAGCCCAAAAUUCAGCUUGUAGUACGGCAGACAUUUGUGCAAAUAGUUGAGCACAAGUUUGGCAGCACUUGCUUCCUUUUGGCUCAGAUUGUCCAACAAACUAACCACGAGUCGUCUGUUGUCGGAAAACCUGUCAAUGAAAUCAUGCAACGAGAGAUUAUUUGUCGGAAGAGAUCCAGGUCAAUAUCGUCGUUGACAAGAAUCUCCUUCGGGUUGAUUCGGGUAAUGUUGGCCAUCAGAUCCGACAGGGUUGUCUCCAGAACGUUGAACUCGCUCAAACCAACGUCGACCCAGCAAAGACCGAUUUUCUGGCUGGUAGGGUCGACUUUGAACGGGUCAGACGGAAAUUGCACCGAAAGCAAAUAG
Messenger RNA from Ogataea philodendri, 786 nucleotides. RefSeq lists its product as uncharacterized. The record is from RefSeq and is a predicted model, not a curated record. Lineage: Eukaryota; Fungi; Ascomycota; Pichiomycetes; Pichiales; Pichiaceae. The transcript is spliced from 3 exons. Bases 1 to 786 code for a protein of 261 amino acids.